AUGUUGCCAAAGUUCUUGCUGCAAUCCUAUCCAACGGAGAAGAACUUAUUUUUGGUACCCAAAUUCGCUUUGGGCGUCAUUGGCUUCUAUCCGCAGCUUGGCAAAUCUACACUGAUGAACGCUUGGGCCUUAUUCAACUUGGUCAUACUCAUCUAUGGCUCCUACGCUGAGUUCGCCUUUGGCUUAAAUUUUCUCUCCACCGAUGCAAUGCGCGCCUUGGAUGCACUCUGUCCAGUCGCUUCGAGUAUCAUGUCCGUCUUCAAAGUCUGUUUCAUCUGGUGGCAUCGUGCAGAGAUCGAACGCCUUGUCCAUCGUGUAGCGGAGUUGACUGCCGAGCAAAAUAGUCCACGGAAAUUGGCUUGUAAACGCAGGUACUUUGCGAUUGGAACGCGACUCUCUUCGUCGGUGUUACUCUUCGGUUUCCUUACGAGCACCUUGUACACCAUACGCGCUGGCAUAGUGAAUUACUCGGCCCACGUGCGUGGAGAUGAAAUACCAUUUGAGACGCCUUUCAAAAUGAUGUGCGUGUAG
Molecule: messenger RNA, 531 nt
Organism: Rhagoletis zephyria (snowberry fruit fly)
Lineage: Eukaryota; Metazoa; Arthropoda; Insecta; Diptera; Tephritidae
Product: odorant receptor 24a-like
Biological process (GO): sensory perception of smell
Cellular component (GO): membrane
Molecular function (GO): olfactory receptor activity; odorant binding
Source: RefSeq, a predicted model, not a curated record